This is a messenger RNA of Xenia sp. Carnegie-2017, 929 nucleotides long. RefSeq lists its product as uncharacterized. The annotation marks the transcript as partial. NCBI's taxonomy places the organism in Eukaryota, Metazoa, Cnidaria, Anthozoa, Malacalcyonacea, Xeniidae. The transcript is spliced from 3 exons. The record is from RefSeq and is a predicted model, not a curated record.
GUGGGAAGCCUGAUGCAUUUGUCCAGGGCUGUAUUGAUGCUCACAACAACUACAGACAAAGGCACGGAGCACCUCCAUUAACGUGGAAUGUGGAUCUACAGAUUAGAGCUCAGGCAUGGGCGGAUCAGAUGGCUACAACAGGCAUCCUCUCCCACGAUAUGAAAGGAAUAAAUAAAUUUAACGACGGAGAAAAUAUCGGCUUUAAUAAAAGUGAAAUAUAUAAACCAUUAUGCCAAGGAGUUCGCUCUCCAAAUUGCUACCAUUGUAGCGAAACGGUAGAUUUGUGGUAUUCAGAAAACCAAAACUACGAUUAUCAGCGAGCGACAAGCACCAAUGGCAGAACAUAUCUUCACUUCACCCAGCUUGAAUGGAUGGAGACAAGUAAAAUGGGUGUCGGCGUAGGAGUACGUAAGGUCUACGGUUUGAAUUUAAAGACAUCCUUUGAUAUUUACACGGUUGUAAAAUAUUCACCAAGAGGAAAUUAUGGAUAUACCGAUGACUAUUUGAAGAAUGUAAAGCCAGAAAGAGGAGCGCAAGCAUUCAUGACGUUUAUUCAAAAAACUCGCACGCCAUAUAACUUCAACCGAGAUUGCCUUGCGACCCAUAAUACAUUGCGAGCUCAGCAUGGUGCACCUUUGCUUACAUGGAGUAUCGAGUUAGAGCGCCAUGCCCAAGAAUGGGCAGACAAUCUGGCAAAACGAGACGUUCUUGAGCACGACAGAGUUGGUAUGAAAAAGUACACGGAAGGUGAAAACAUAGCUUGGCUCACAAGUGAAAGAAAGGUCUGUGAGACGGAACUUUCUGGCGAUUGCAUACCAUGCAAAAGGAUCGUACUUUCCUGGUACAACGAGGAAGGCAAUUACGACUAUUCAAAAGGGAGAGCAAAAGCACAAGGACUGCCUGUUCUUCAUUUCACUCAGGUAUGUUGA